This is a messenger RNA of Gambusia affinis (western mosquitofish), 2995 nucleotides long. Its product is annotated as coiled-coil domain-containing protein 177. Lineage: Eukaryota; Metazoa; Chordata; Actinopteri; Cyprinodontiformes; Poeciliidae. The record is from RefSeq and is a predicted model, not a curated record. Bases 432 to 2117 code for a protein of 561 amino acids. The transcript has a single exon.
CAAACAUUUCCCUUGCCGGAUUGCAAUCAGUUUCUCUUCUGAAUUUUUUUAUUUAUUUAUUUUUUUUUAGAUCAUGGAAACUAAAGUAACCGGUAAAGUGUUUAUAUGCAGAUUUGUCAAGUUACAUAAUUUAAAAACACAUUUCCUGGGAUAUUGACCGAGAUUAAUUCCCACUUUGUUCUACCAAAAAGUUGAUUACCUAUGUUAGAACUAUAAAUGUCCUUGGAUAUUUAAUCAACAUUGUAGCACCUCCUGGGUGUUAUCAAAAUAAUAAAUCCAUCCCACACAGUGAGAGAUCAGGUGAUCAGCUAAUCCCCUGAUCACCUGUGGAUCACCAGCUCCAUAUGCUGGACAAACGCUCAGCUCAGCAGCCUUCCUGAGCAGAAGAGACUUUCAACCAGUGGAGGAACUGAGGUCUAGUCCCUUUUACAAUGGAGGAACUGAAGGCUAGUUCACCUGCUCUCUGUCUGGAUGUGAACCACUCUGAACCACCUGGAGCUGGUAAGAGCAGCUGCGUCAUAACAAGUCCCCACUCACUGGAGUCCAGGACUCAGCCAGGUAUUAAACCAGUUCAGCUGCUAAUUAGAUCUCUGAACAAGCUGAUUGCAGGGCAGCAGGCUGCGCCUUAUGAGGCCAUGAAGACUCUGCAUGAAUCCUACGAGAAGGAACGAUCAAAGCUUUUUCCUAUGCCUGUGUGCAGCAAGGGGCAGGAGAGGAUUAUACAAGCCGAUAGGAGCAGAUGCCCAAGAAGUAAUGCAACCUCGAGUUCUGAAGUUGUACCGAAGGUGAAGAAUCACUCAGCAGAGCCAGUUGUCUAUGCAGACCUUUGCUUCAAAGCAAAAUCCAGUUCCUCUGUUUCUGCAAAGAGAGACCCAGAUAGGAGCACAAUCAGCAGCUUUAGUCUGGGAGGUCUGAGAUACUCCCCGUCUGCUGAGAGGAAACUGCAGAAGAUCACCUCAGAAAUCAAGAGGAAGACAUGCAUCACCGUAUCAGAGAGGGAUCGCAAGAUAGCAGCUCUGAUGCUUGUCAAGCAUCAGGAGGAGCAGGAGCGCCUGAAGCUCUGUCAGCAGGAGGAAGAGGAACGGCAGGAGGCCCACAGGAGGGAGGAGGCCAGACAGGUUCAAGCAGAAAAAGAAAGAAGAAGGAGGCUUAAGCAGAGGAUGAAACACUGGCACAAGGAGCUGGAGGCCCGCAGGAGGUUGAGGUUGCGGCUGGAGCAGGAAAAAGCAGCACAGCUCCAGCAGGAGAUGCUGCUCCAGGAGAACCAAUGGAGAAAGCUGAAGGAAGUGGUUGACGUACAACGCAGAGAGAAGCUGGAGGCUGCUCUGAAGGAGACAAAGAAGCGUAAAAAAUACCAGGAGAGACUGCUUAGGGAGAAGAUGGAGCUAGAGAAAAGGGAGCUUGAGAAGGAGAAGCAAGCGACAGAAGAGAAGGAGGAGAAGGCCUGGAGGACCAGAGAGCUGCAGGAGAAGAGGGAGCGGAAACGGCUGCAAGAGGAGAAUCACAGAGAGAUGCUGCAUCACAUCUUGCUGAAGAGGCAAGCGGAGCAGAACAUGGAGGAAGAUGAAGCGCAGAAGAGGAACUUGCUGGAGAAGAAGCUGCAGCGUUCCUCCGAGAAACAAGCCCGAGCUGCGGAGGCACAGCACAGGCGGCUGCGGGAGCGAGCUGCCCGGCAGGACGUCCAGAUCCAAAGAGCACAGCUGAGGGCCAAGCUGCAGAGUGUCCAGGAGCUCACGCACAAGCAGAUCCUGGUCCAGCAGAGCCAGCGUCGCAUGGAGAGAGCCGCCCAGAACGCCUCAGCGCUGCGCAGGAGCCGCACUCUUCAGAGACAAGAACAGAGCAGGCACAGACAGGUCUGCCACCAGCAGCUGAGUGAGAAGAUCCAGAGAGAGGAGGAGGCCAUCAGGAGGAGCAGAGAGAGCUAUGUCUGCAUGAAGGAGAGGAAGAGGGAGAGGCUUCAAAAACUGAGGGAACAGAUUCAGGAGGAGGCGCAGAGGCUGGCGGAGGCCUCCUUUCACUUGAGGGACAGGGUCAGGCAGCAGACACACAGCCGGACCUUCCACCAGAUGGCCCUGGAGGCUCAGCUGACUGCCUCCAUGAGCAGAAUCAAACUCUAAAACAACUCAGGUUUUUUUUCUUAGAUAUUUUAUUAUUUCCUUACAGCACAUUUAAGUUUGUAUGUAGAUUUACUGUAGCAGGGCAAUUUUAAGUGCUGCAUCAUUGUAGAGUGGAAGUAAUUCUUUCCAAAACAAUUUUAAAAAAACAUCCAAAUUUUGUUGCCAACCCCUUUACUCUGCUACACCUGAAUAAAAUCCACUCUAAGUGCCUUAAAAAUAAAAACACUUCAACCCAGUUGCGAUGAAAAUUUUAAAACUUGGGUUUCUAUGUGGAAUACAGUAAAUACUGAGUCACAGAAAUACCAACAUUUACGUUUUCAGUCUGCUUAUAAAAUGUAACAAAAUAUCCUUCAAGUUAUAUUUGAUUAGUCCACAUUGUGGCUCACUUUGUUUGACCUAUUUAUUUAUUUAUUUGCGUCAUUUAUGCCUGAUAAAGUCAUAAAUAUUCAAUAGGAAAGAAUUAAGCGGCCAGCAUCUUCACUGCAGAGCUGAAUACAGGUCAAUCCCAAGCUGUAUUUAGAUGUUGCAAAGAAAACUUGAAACUAGAGAGAAGGUUCAACUUCCAGCAGAACUACAGUAAACAUAAAGUCAGAGCUGCACUGGAAAGGUUCAGAUCAAAGUACUGAAUAUGUUACAAUGGCCCUGUCAAAGUCCAGAUCUAAACCCAACUUUAACACUCAACUUACACUCUGAAUGAGUUUGAACUCUUUUUAAUGAACUUUUUUUUCCCUUCUAGUUUUCAGAUGUGUAACAGCUGGCAAAUUCAGAUAUACAAAAACAGAUACUGCUUUUAUUUGUAAAAAAUGAAAAAAACUGAACUCUGUUUUUCACUUCACAAUUACAUGCUACUUUGUGCUAAUAAAUGGAAUUAAAAUACA